AUGGCCAAGAAGUCUGCUAAGUCGUCCACGACGGCGCCCAAAAAGGAAAAGGUGACGAAGAAGGCCAAAGGCUCGACCAAGAAGUCGUCCCCGGAACCCACUCCCGAACCGGAAACCGCCGCCGGCGAAGGCAUCACCCGCGACCUCGCGGUGAAGGCCCUCAACGAAAUCUCCAAGUUCCUCAAAAACAAGGAGGCGGAAGAAAAGCUGCUGGACAAGGCGCAGUUGUUUGACGAUGCCGACGACGAGAACGACCCCAACGACGUGUUGUACUUGCAGCUUUCGAAGAAGAAGUACUUCUCUGAGAAGCCCCAGUUCAAGCCCGAGAUAAUACCCGUGACCCACCGCGUGAUCCCUGAGGAAGUCAAGAUCUGCUUGAUCGUCAGAGACAGCGCCGUCGACAGAAUCGAAGAGUUUGAGGCGUUGGACGUCGCCCAGAUCGUCCCCGUCAAGGUGGUGAAGACCGACUACAAGAACUUUGAAAAGAGACGCGAAUUUCUCAAACUGUACGACUUGUUCAUCGUCGACGACGCCGUGCUCAAUAUUAUGCCCCUGGCCCUCGGCAAGACCUUCUAUAGAACCACUAAGUACCCGUUGCCCGUCAAGGCCGGUAAGGGUAUCGUCAUUGACGAGUUGAAGGAAAACAUCAACCAAUUGUUGCAGCUGACGUCAUACAUGCCCCCCAUGGGCACCACGGUGCUGAUCAAGAUUGGCACGGUGAAAAACUUCGACCACGCCGCCGACAACUUGAUGGAUGUGGUCAAGACGCUCAACUUGGACGACUACAGAUCGGUGAUGGUGAAGUCCCGCCAGUCGCCGCUGUUGCCGUUGCACUACACCGAAAAGGUGUUCACUGAAGACGACAUCGCCGAACACGACGUCGACGUCAAGAACAAGAAGGACGACGAGGCCUUUGAACGCAAGUUGUUGGCGUUGGGUACCACCGAAGAUGUUGAAAAGGUGCUUGGUAAGAAGUUGAAGGCGAAGAAGGCCGACGACAAGAAGAAGUCGACUGCGUCGACUAAGGACGGUAAGGUGUCCAAGAAAUAG
Messenger RNA from Diutina rugosa, 1050 nucleotides. RefSeq names its product Cic1p (gene CIC1). The record is from RefSeq and is a predicted model, not a curated record. Lineage: Eukaryota; Fungi; Ascomycota; Pichiomycetes; Serinales; Debaryomycetaceae. The transcript has a single exon. Bases 1 to 1050 code for a protein of 349 amino acids.